Messenger RNA from Octopus sinensis (East Asian common octopus), 2157 nucleotides. Its product is annotated as mitochondrial potassium channel ATP-binding subunit. The record is from RefSeq and is a predicted model, not a curated record. NCBI's taxonomy places the organism in Eukaryota, Metazoa, Mollusca, Cephalopoda, Octopoda, Octopodidae. Gene Ontology annotation, cellular component: membrane. Gene Ontology annotation, biological process: transmembrane transport. Gene Ontology annotation, molecular function: ABC-type oligopeptide transporter activity; ATP binding. The transcript is spliced from 12 exons.
UACGAGAGGGGGCAUCCCUGACGGACCGAACGUGCAAUGUCGAAAGGUCUCGAUAGAUGUCCAUUCAUGCGAAUUACCGAACGGAUGCCUCUGUACAAAGCAGCCAUCCAGUCGCGGAAAACGGUACCGAAGCCGGCCGCUGUGAGGACAGCUUCCAUGUAUCGAUGGUCUACUCUAUCGAAAGCUUUCGAUUGAUCCAAAUUGAUCAGGGCCCCACCCAUGCCAGGUUCCUUGACUACCCUGUCUAUGAUGUAGCGCCUCAUAGAUAGACAGACAGACAGACAGACAGGCAGGCAGGCAGGUAGGCAGGCAGACAGAAAGAUAGAUAGACCUACGUCGCUUGAAGCUCUUCUUGGCAUCAAUUGGUUAAGAGUUAUCUCCCCUUCAUUGAAACUGAUUUCUUCAUUGAAAACGAAAGCGGGACGUCCCGCGGUCAAUCGGCGUCGAUCAUUCAAAUAUAUUUAAAGAUAUUUAAAUAUAUUUAAAUAUAUGUAAACCUCAAAACGGCCCAGAGCGACAUUUUGUUAAUUAAUCAUGCUCUUAAUUAACUUAUUAAGUAAAAUACCUCGACAUUUCGCUUUCGAUCGAUCUUUUAUCAGGCAGAAUGUCACCUUAGGUUUAACAAGGAAAGCUUCUCUGAGGUUUGUUUCUGGAAAAACAGUUAAAAAAAUAACCAACCAUAAGGAAUUAGUUUGGCAUUUCAGCAAAGCAAUUCGAAAGCCACGAAUAUUCACAUUUACAAAUAAACCCAGCACUUUGUCUAGACCUUUAUUCAAUUUUCAAACCCUUCAGCUCUCAGCAGUCGGACUAAGCUCUUUGUACAUGUGUAAAAACCUCGUCCUAGAUGCGAAUUGCGAUCCUUGCAGAGUUGUCGAGCAGGCUGUUGAAGAGUAUGAAACUGGAAGAUUCUGUUUUGACUGGGAGGGCUUCGUUGCUUUGAUUUUGCCGGACGGUCUGACCAUUCUUGGAGCCAUAGCAUGUGCUAUUGUUGUUGCGAUAUUAAAUAUCCAAAUCCCUUUAGUUCUUGGCGACCUCGUAAAUGGAAUAUCAAACAUCGGAAGAGAAAAUGUGAAAUCAUUUGGCCAACUGGUCAAGGAGCCAGCACGAGAACUUAUAUGUUGCUAUAUUCUGCAGGGAAUUUCUACAGCUUUCUUCAUUUCCCUGCUCAGUAAAGUUGGAGAAAAUGUAGCUGCUAGAUUGCGAAUGAAGUUAUUCAACGCAUUAGUAUCACAAGACAUGGAAUUUUUUGACAGACAUAGCACAGGAGAAUUAAUUAACAGACUUACAUCAGAUGUCCAGGAGUUUAAAAGUUCCUUCAAAGCUUGUAUAUCCCAGGGAUUAAAGUCCUUCACGCAGACAGCAGGCUGUAUUGGUACUCUAUUCGUACUCUCACCAAAACUCACCUGCUUCUUACUUGGUGUUGUACCAACCCUGAUAGGUGUCGGUUCUUUAAUUGGUUCAUUUCUGAGAAUUCUAUCUCGCCAAGCACAAGCUCAGUCCGAGAAAGCUACAGCAGUAGCGAGUGAAGCAAUUGGAAAUAUGAGGACUGUACGAGCUUUUUCGAUGGAGAAAAGUGAAGCAGCCCUCUAUAAUAGAGAAAUUGAAAAAAGUAAAACCCUUACUUUGCGCCUUGGUAAUGGCAUCGCAAUAUUCCAAGGACUGAGUAAUAUAGCUCUAAAUGGUGUUGUGUUUGGCAUCUUGUUAGCUGGAGGUCACAUGCUGUCUCACAAUGAACUCAGCGCUGGAAACCUGAUGUCUUUCCUCGUUGCUACUCAAACGAUAGAAAGGUCACUCGCACACAUGUCAUUGCUCUUCGGACAAGCAAUUCGAGGAAUGAGUGCUCAAGCGAGAAUCUUCGAGUUUAUUAAUUCCAAACCCUCUAUUCCCAUUAUUGGAGGGGUUGUUAUCCCUACAAAGGAUUUGGUUGGUGAAGUGACUUUUGAAAAUGUUGAUUUUUCAUAUCCAACUCGAAGGAAAGAAGCUGUGCUCAAGAACAUGUCCCUGAACAUCCCGAACGGCAAAGUUGUGGCCCUUGUUGGCCACUCCGGAAGUGGUAUGUCCUAAAUUUCCUUCAUUAUAUUCUCAGCUUCAAGCUUAAACAAGUUUCUUGAAACAGAUGUAGGUACAUAUUUUCAUACGAAAAUCUGUGUAAUUUAA